Messenger RNA from [Torrubiella] hemipterigena, 1462 nucleotides. NCBI's taxonomy places the organism in Eukaryota, Fungi, Ascomycota, Sordariomycetes, Hypocreales, Clavicipitaceae. The record is from the annotation of a GenBank genome assembly.
CAGGCCGUUGUGGUUUGAGGCGCAUCCCACCUUGCGCAACAUCAUUGCCACCAUUUUAUACGACAGUCUGAUACAAAUAAUAUAUUUUGAAUAGCCUGUUUGUUAAAUAGACCAUUUAUAUAUCAUGAGUUCGCCGGGUUCUGUCAACUCCGACCCGGCGCCGCCUUUCAUGGUCCGGUUGUUUUACAGAGCUGGGUCACUGUAUCAGGUAUCGGAUUUCUGUUCAUCACCUUCACCUCCAUCUAUUGAAGUUCACACAUGGUAUUCUUGUACUCUGUACGAGCUAGCUUUGGAGCUCGCCGACGCACGACCGAGCGCCUUUCCCUCGCCUGCUGUCGGCACAAGGCUUGUCUUUCAGCUUAUCUCCCCAGAAGAUGACGACAGCGACAACGAAGGGAGCUCACGUGCAAGAUUCUCCGCCAAGGAUCUCGGUAGCGUUGUCAUAGGAGAAGGAGGCCCCGGGGCAGAGAUAGAAAACGACCCAGCGACGGAGCGCCGAGAGCGUGAACUGCCACGAACGCUGGACGAGGCUCGGUUCCUCGAAGGCGACUAUAUCUCUUGCGCUAUCCUCGCCCCAAUGUCAGACGGGUCCGUCGCGCAUGCCUCUCUAGCUAAAGUCAAUGUUGGCUCAACACGGUCAAGGCAUCGCCAAAACCAAGCCAGCCAUUUUGGUCCUGGCCGACGGCCCAAAGGCACGCGAUCGCCGCCAUACUCAGGUAACACUGUCCCUAUGGGUGAUUGGGAUCGAAAUUACAAUAUGGAUUACUAUGGAGAUCGGGGAUCAAAUAGCCGCAACCGAUGGUGAUGGGGCGGGCAUAACGAUAGACGAACAGGCAGCCACCGGUGAUGGGCUAAUGUGCCAUAUUAUACCCUGUAAAUAUAUUUCCACGCUAUUCAUUUAUUUCACUUUUCAAAAUUGUAUCGGUUUUGUUGACAAAGGGACUGCAAAGUCUUCAAUUGGACUUGGAAUCUUUUGGUAUAGUAUUAUAUGUACAAGGCUCCCACGCUUUCCUCCCAUCAUCGUUACAUUUAUUUCUCGAGAAUGCUGUCGCCCUUGCGCUUUCCGAGGAAGUUAUAGCGACCCUGGGUUAUGUUAGCGUAACCAUCUCCCAACACACCUCUCCUGGAAGCGAGACUACUUACGUCGGUCUUGUAGGCGAUGUAGCCCAUAAUGGCGGGCACAACACAGACGUACAUAAAGGUAAUUCUAGCGGUUCGGGGGGUCCAUCGGAAGUACUGGUGACGAGUUCUCUGCAUAGCUGUCGGUGCCUGUGUGUUAGCUCUCUGCGCUUCGUUUUAUUUCGCGGUUUUCGAAUCGGGGAUGUCUACGAACCAGCCAGCUUCAUGAAGCCCGGGUCGGGCUUGACAUCUACAAAAUGUUAGCAGGGAUAGUAAAUCGAAUGCGUGAAUGUCGCAAUUGCGUACUGAGAUGCGCCAUGGUGGGCUGUGUGACGAUCGAAAC